Molecule: messenger RNA, 1005 nt
Organism: Penicillium cataractarum
Lineage: Eukaryota; Fungi; Ascomycota; Eurotiomycetes; Eurotiales; Aspergillaceae
Product: putative mitochondrial dicarboxylate carrier protein
Exons: 2
Coding region: 1-1005 (334 amino acids)
Biological process (GO): transmembrane transport
Molecular function (GO): oxoglutarate:malate antiporter activity
Source: RefSeq, a predicted model, not a curated record
AUGGCAUCCAACUCCGUCAAGGAGUCCGCCCAUAAUGCGGCCGUCUCCGCCCAACAAACUACCAAAGCCGCCAUCGAGAACCCGGCGCAAACCACCUCCACCAUCCUGCACCACCCCUACAUGCGCGCCGCUCUUCCCUUUGUCAACGGCGGCUUGGCUGGUAUGACAGCCACCAUCGUAAUCCAACCCGUCGACAUGGUCAAGGUGCGCCUGCAACUCGCUGGCGAAGGUGCCCGCACCGGCCCCAAACCCUCCGCCCUCGGCAUCACCAAGGAGAUUAUCGCUUCUGGUAAAGUCCUCGACCUCUACACCGGUCUCUCGGCCGGUCUCCUCCGCCAAGCUGUCUACACCACCGCCCGCCUCGGCUUCUUCGACACUUUCAUCAAGAAACUAAAUGCUCGCGCCGACGAGCAAAAGCGCAAGGUCACCUUUGCCGAGCGCGCCGCCGCCGGUCUCUCCGCUGGUGGUAUCGCCGCGAUGAUCGGUAACCCGGCCGAUCUGGCCCUAGUGCGCAUGCAAUCCGACGGUCUCAAACCACCCGAGGCACGCGCAAACUACCGCUCCGUCUUUGACGCGCUGGUUCGCAUCCCCAAGCAAGAAGGUCUGGCUGCGCUGUGGGCGGGUGCCUUGCCCACGGUUAUCCGCGCAAUGGCGCUGAACAUGGGUCAAUUGACCUUCUUUGCGGAGAGCAAGGCCCAGCUUAAGCAGCAUACUAGCUUGUCCCCGCAGAACACGACGUUCGCGGCUUCUGCGAUCGCGGGUUUCUUUGCUAGUUUCCUCUCGUUGCCGUUUGACUUUGUCAAGACUCGUCUGCAGAAGCAGCAGAAGGAUCCCGCGACGGGCAAGGUGCCGUAUAAGGGUGUGUUGGAUUGCGCGAGGAAGGUUGUCCAGGAGGAAGGGUGGUUGCGAUUCUAUCGUGGCUUUGGCACGUACUAUGUGCGGAUCGCUCCUCAUGCGAUGGUGACUCUCAUCGUGGCCGAUUAUCUUAACCUCAUUACUAAAUAG